This is a messenger RNA of Lobosporangium transversale, 1475 nucleotides long. RefSeq names its product kinase-like domain-containing protein. Gene Ontology annotation, cellular component: nucleus; cytoplasm. Gene Ontology annotation, molecular function: cyclin-dependent protein serine/threonine kinase activity; ATP binding. The record is from RefSeq and is a predicted model, not a curated record. Bases 227 to 1423 code for a protein of 398 amino acids. Lineage: Eukaryota; Fungi; Mortierellomycota; Mortierellomycetes; Mortierellales; Mortierellaceae. Gene Ontology annotation, biological process: protein phosphorylation. The transcript is spliced from 2 exons.
GUGUGUGUGAGAGAAAGAGGCGAUUCAAUCCAAAAGGUAUCAGACUCUUUUUUUCUAGCUCUUUCUUCUCUUUUAUUUUUUCCUUACCCCAAAAUCACCAUUCAACACUCACGUUUCUGUCACUUUCUCUUUGUUUCGCAUUCUUUUACACAUUUAUUUCCAUACGUUUUAGCUUGUCUUGUCCCUUCCCUCUAAAAAAAAAAAAAAAACAAACUUUGAAUUUGACAUGGAACGUUACCAAGCACUUGAAAAGAUCGGCGAGGGUACAUACGCAACUGUGUACAAGGGCAAGAACCGGUCUAAUGGCGACGCAGUGGCUCUGAAAGAGAUUCGCUUGGAUUCAGAAGAAGGUGCACCAUCAACAGCGAUUCGUGAGAUUUCAUUGAUGAAGGAACUACGCCAUCCUAAUAUUGUGCGAUUGCAUGAUGUCAUCCAUACUGAAAACAAGCUCACCCUUGUCUUUGAAUACAUGGACCAGGAUUUGAAGAAAUAUAUGGACCAGCAUGGAAACCGUGGCGCUCUUGGACAUAUUGUGAUUAAAGCAUUCAUGUAUCAGCUACUCAAGGGUGUGGCCUUCUGUCAUGAGAACAGAGUUCUUCAUAGGGACUUGAAGCCUCAGAACCUGUUGAUCAAUCGUAAAGGUGAACUCAAGUUGGGUGACUUUGGUUUAGCAAGAGCUUUCGGCAUUCCUGUCAACACGUUUUCUAACGAAGUGGUCACCCUUUGGUAUCGUGCGCCCGAUGUUCUUCUCGGCUCCAAGACAUACUCGACAUCAAUCGACAUUUGGUCAGCGGGGUGCAUCAUGGCGGAAAUGUAUCUGGGUCGUCCAUUGUUUGCAGGAUCCAAUAACCUUGACGAAUUGAUGAAGAUCUUCAAGGUGAUGGGUACACCGACAGAAGAGACUUGGCCUGGAGUUUCAAAGUUGUCAGAGUAUAAGAAGGACUUCCCUUACUAUCCACCCAAACCUCUUUCGUCUGUAGUACCUAUGAUUGACACAUUCGGCAUGGAUCUGCUAAUGCAAAUGCUGAUCUACCAGCCUCAACGGAGAAUCACAGCCAAGGAUGCACUGAACCACGUAUACUUUAAUGAUAUCCGAGGAUACGCUAAUAUUCAGCAGCAACAGCAACAGCAAGCGCAAGCAGCGCAGCAGCAGGCAGCACAGAUGAAUGGACAGAUGAUGCCGCAACAAGGUCAGCAGGGCCAAGCACCUAUCUCUUCAAGUGCUCAGCAACAGCAUGUGUACCAACAACAGCCUGGUAUUCCACAGCAGCCUCCUUUGCCAUACCAAGCUGUGCAGAUGCAGCAGCAGCAAAUUCUCCAGCAACAACAGCAACAACAACAGCAGCAGAUGCAGCAGCAGCAGCAGCAACAACAGGCAUAUUCUCAACAACAGCAGCUGCAUUCCAUGCCUCAGCAUCACUAGUCCAAAUAUGAGGCAACAAACAAGAUCUCCCUUUUUUUUUUUUUAUCCUAGC